Mesorhabditis belari is the source of this 1632-nucleotide messenger RNA. Lineage: Eukaryota; Metazoa; Nematoda; Chromadorea; Rhabditida; Rhabditidae. The record is from the annotation of a GenBank genome assembly.
AUGAGUGAGAAACAGUCGCCGGUCGGCAUUCACAAUUUGGCUUUUCAGAGAGAAGAUGAAACGGAACUUCAAGCGAGGUCGAGAAUCGUGCGAAAUGCUUUCAGGGAUGAGAAAAAUUGCAUUGUUUUGAAGGUGGACACGCAUUUCAACACGGAAAAGGGGGUGAAUCCGUUCGGAUUUCACUUCGAAAUGGACCCGAAACGCUACACGGAAAGGAAAAGGCAGUUGAAACGCGAAAGGAUCACGCGAUGGCUGGCAUGGAUUGCCUAUUAUCAUCACAAAUUCGGCAUUCGGCAUUUGAUAUUAGUGGCCGCAUUGACAGGAUAUGUUUUCGCAGGUGGAUUGCUGUUCAACAAAUUGGAGUCAAAGCACGAGUUAGAGGACCUGAAAACCACGCUUGUGAUGAUGCAGGGAAUCAUUCGCGAAAUGAGCGCUGAAGCGAUCAAUUUGACUCUUGUUGAAGUCGUUCAAAAGAACAAUUACACUGUGGGAAUGGACAAAAUGGGGAAAUUAAUAAAGCGUUACUACAAAGAAAUGCUCGAGGCGGAGGGUCGUUUUCAUGGAAGUGUUUGGCAUAAGGCUGAAAAUCUCGAAUUGCAUCUGAUGUGGUAUUUCUCGUCGGCCACUUUCUACGCAAUGACACUUUUCACGACGAUUGGAUAUGGUACGAUCACAUGUCAAACAUUUUGGGGACGCUUCAUGUCGAUCGUUUACGCAUCGAUUGGUAUCCCAUUGAUGUUGGUGACAUUGGGCGAUGUGGGUGAAUGGUUCCAAAAAGCGAUCACAAAAGGAUACGUGUUCUUGCUGAUCAAAUGGAAAAGCUUUCGAAAACAAAAGAUCAAGCGGCCACUCGACGAGAUCUAUUUGCCAAUUUAUUACGCAUUGGGCAUUGUCACAGUGUACAUUUUGAUGUGUACAAUGAUUAUCAAGGAGUUCGAUCGUCAAGAGGGCAACAAACCGGGCAUCGACUUUGGCUCAGCCUUGUACUUUGUUUUCAUCUCAUUGACCACGAUUGGAUUGGGAGAUGUGAUGCCAUACAAUAUUCAGUACUCUCCAUUCUUGGCGGCAGCGUUUCUACUGGGUUUAGCGAUGGUUUCGAUUGUGAACACGUCGAUUUACGCUGUUUUGUAUGAGAUCUUCUUCAAACAAGUUGAAAAGACGGAGAAUUGGUUGGAUCGGGUUCACAGUCGACACAAUAAACCCCAUGGAUGGAAGGUUUUUAAGGAUUUGGAGCCUUGCAUGAGAACAUUGGUCUGCUCAUUUCCACAUUUCGAAAAAUCGAAUCGUGAUCGAUUACUGACAAUGCUUGGCAAGAAAUACAAUCAACAAGAUGCUGUCGGGACGGGUCUACAGAGUAUGGUGGCAAGAACACUUUGGGCAACAGCUGGACUUCCACAUUUGAAUAAUGGAAUUGCAAAUGGUGAUGUAGAGCAGGGAAUUGUGGAAGAAAAAUCAACGGACGAUCCACAAGAUCCCCAAUCAAAUGGGGAUUUGGAGAAGCCAAAGAAGAAGGUUGGCUUCUCGAUUGUGAGAGUUCGAACCAAUUCGGAUUUGGCGGCUCACGAUCUAGAUCAUGAUCACGAUCAACCGGUGGUGAGUAGUGCAAUUUAUAAAAUGGAUAUUUAUCUAAAC